This is a messenger RNA of Formica exsecta, 1343 nucleotides long. RefSeq lists its product as uncharacterized. Gene Ontology annotation, molecular function: N-acetyltransferase activity. Lineage: Eukaryota; Metazoa; Arthropoda; Insecta; Hymenoptera; Formicidae. The transcript has 3 exons. The coding region runs from base 68 to 853 and encodes 261 amino acids. The record is from RefSeq and is a predicted model, not a curated record.
UAUGUUUAUCGUCGAUAACUGCUCAGUAUAUAACGGACAGUCAUCGUGUUAAGAUCUCUUCACAAACAUGAGCAAAACACGCAAAAGGAUGCCCUCCUAUCGGCCUUGGGGCUCGACGGAGGAUGGUCGGAUAGAAUUUGAAUCUUUAACAGACGAGACCUUGGAAGGUGCCCUCAACGUGAUAAGGAAGAGCUUCUUCGUCUACGAGUCCGUGUCUAAAGCCGUGGACUUGAAUUCUGAACCAGGAGCAUGCGAGGAAAUUGAAGAACUUUGUUUGAAUGCAGCUAAGGAUGGCGUCAGUGUAGUGGCUAUCGAUAUCACCAGUAACGAGGUUGUUGGCGUCUGCUUCAACAAAAUUCAAGCAUUCGACAGCAGUUCGGAGAAAAGCUACUUUGAGAGUUUCAGCGACAACUGCCGAUAUAAAUCAUCCAAGGCUUUGGUGGACUUUAUGAUAAACGUAGACUCGAAGAUAAAUCUCUUCAAGCAUUACAAUGUCAGUUGCAUCCUCGAGCUCAUGACCCUGGCGACUCAUCCCGCUUACGGGAAACGAAGAAUAGGUGAGCUGCUAAUCGUCUCAUCAUUAGAGCUCGGCAAGGAACUGAGACGCGGUAAAAAUGUGAGGACACCUGUCACGAUACACGGUAACGACGAGCUGACAAACGCCGACAAGAAGCCAACCUUGGCUUCCGCGAUUAUGACGUCCAAGUACUCGCAACGAAUCGCCGCGAAACUCCAUUUCGAUCAGUUGAUGGAAAUUUCCUACGACAAAUUCGAAUUCGACGGUAAGAAGUUCAGCGAGAAAAUAGACCAGGAACACCAAAAGUGCGUCUUAGUGGCCAAGACACUCGCGUAGUCGAUAAUCGCGCAAUUUUAGCAUUUCCGUAGACAAAAAUCGUGAUUUUGUUACGUCUUUGCAUUGACUUUCCGACUAUCUCUCAUUAUCUCGAAUUUUCAGCUCACACAUUAAAAAAAUUAUACAUAAUAUAGUAUAUAAAAAUAUGAUACAAUAAUAUGCAUUUAUAAUGCUUAUGUUAUAUAAUAUCAUAAGUGUACAAUAAAAUCAAAUUUUAUACAAGACCUCAAAAUGUGCGUUAUAUAUACGAUAGAAAACUUAGAGAAGCAUACACAUCAUUUAUCUGCAUCUUCAGAAUGCAUGAGAGGGUCAAUGGAUGAUUCAUCUCCCGAAUAUUUUCGUCCAAGAGAUAUCUUACAGCAAGAUACUAAAAGAACGAUGUCGGAGCGCGAGCGAGAGAUAACCCUUCUCUAAAUGCUGAAAAGUUAAUUAAACACCUAAACAUAUGUUUGUCAUCUGUUCAAUAUAUUAACAUACAAAGUUGCAAUAU